Hibiscus syriacus is the source of this 1378-nucleotide messenger RNA. Its product is annotated as protein IQ-DOMAIN 14-like. Gene Ontology annotation, molecular function: protein binding. The record is from RefSeq and is a predicted model, not a curated record. Lineage: Eukaryota; Viridiplantae; Streptophyta; Magnoliopsida; Malvales; Malvaceae. The transcript is spliced from 5 exons. The coding region runs from base 135 to 1352 and encodes 405 amino acids.
AUUUGAUUUGGAUACACGUUGCUCAAUAAAGUUUGAGAGAAUCUUUAGAUUAAAAAAAGUUUGCAGCUUUGAGACAUAGGAAAGGAGACCAGGGCGCUACUUUUGAAUUUUUGACCAGUUUCGAUCUUUAAGAGAUGGGCAAAGCUGCAAGGUGGCUGAAGGGUUUAUUAGGCAUGAAAAAGGAGAAAGAAAAGGAUAGUAAAGACCAAAAUUCAUCAAAUUCGUCCGUUUUAUACGAUAAAAAAGAGAAGAAAAGGUUGAGUUUUGCCAAGUCAAUUAAGGGUGUUGAUGAAAUUCCUCCUAGUCCAAGGAAUGUUUUUACAAGUAUAGACGGUGGUGCUUGGCUGAGAUCCUACGUUGCUGAAUCUGAGAAUGAUCAAAACAAGCAUGCAAUUGCGGUGGCAACAGCCACCGCAGCUGCAGCGGAUGCCGCCGUAGCGGCAGCAAAGGCGGCAAUGGCGGUGGUGAAGCUAACUAGCAACGGAAGAACCUCUACAUUCGGCAGAGGGAGGGAAAGGUGGGCGGCUAUGAAAAUUCAAACCAUGUUUAGAGGCUAUUUGUCUCGGAAAGCGCUUAGAGCUUUGAGAGGGCUGGUUCGAUUACAAGCUCUGGUUAGAGGCUAUCUUGUAAGAAAGAGGGCUAUUGCAACUUUGCACAGUAUGCAUGCUCUUCUAAGAGCACAAACAUCAGUUCGUUCUCAGCGGCUUCGUCGCUCCUUCAACAAGGAGAAUUCGUAUUGUCUCGAAAACAGGAAUCGGAAAUCCUUUGAACGAUUUGAUGAACCAAGAAGUGAAAUUCACAGCAAAAGACUGUUUGCAUCAAUGGAAACCAGUGCAUAUGAUGACAGCCCCAAAAUUGUCGAAAUUGAUACAUUGAAGACAAGAUCAAGGUCACGUAGGUUCAACCUCAAUGCAUUAUCAGAAUGUGGGGAUGAAUUGCCAUACCAGACAAUAUCAUCGCCUCUUCUAUGUCCGGUUCGAGCAUCAACACCCAAUCAUAGAAAUGUUAAUGAUUUCGAAUGGUGUUUUGCUGGCAAGGAAUGUAAGUUUUCUACUGCUCAGACCACUCCUCGUUUCGGUAAUACCAACUGGACGUUGAACGCUCCUACUACACCAUUGAGUGUGUGCGGGGAAAGAUAUUUUAGACAACCUUACUCGAACCUCCCGAACUAUAUGGCAAACACACAAUCUUUCAAGGCCAAGUUAAGAUCUCUCAGUGCCCCAAAGCAAAGACCAGAGCCAGGAGCGAAGAAUAGACCUUCCCUCAGUGAAAUAAUGGCAGCGAGGAACAGCAUGAGUGAAGUUCGAAUGAACAAGCCAUGUUAUCAAGUUGAUGAAACUUUGGAAUUUUGAUAGAGAAAUCCCCGAAGUUUGAUGUU